Molecule: messenger RNA, 14304 nt
Organism: Topomyia yanbarensis
Lineage: Eukaryota; Metazoa; Arthropoda; Insecta; Diptera; Culicidae
Gene: Dhc64C
Product: dynein heavy chain, cytoplasmic
Exons: 12
Coding region: 107-14155 (4682 amino acids)
Biological process (GO): microtubule-based movement
Cellular component (GO): dynein complex
Molecular function (GO): minus-end-directed microtubule motor activity; dynein intermediate chain binding; ATP hydrolysis activity
Source: RefSeq, a predicted model, not a curated record
UUUCUGCUGAGUGCAGACGUGUCUACCGUUUUUAUUUCGUGCAAAAAUUGUGCAAAGGUUGGGAAAACAGUUUAUCUUGGAAAUAUCGUAAUCCCGUUGGUGUUCCAUGAUGGGGGAUUCACUGGAGACUACUGUCAUGGGCAGCAUGGGAAGUGAUCCACCUCAAUCGGUGGUCGAUGCCGAAUCGGUCGCCAUUAUUGACUACGAUGGCUUCACCAACUACAUUCGUAAGGCGGUAACCAUCCUUCUGCCGGAGGAGGAUGUCGUACCGAUGCCGCUAAAUACGGCCCUCGAUGAUCCAGGCAAUCAAGAGUGUAUCCGGAAGUUCCUUUCCGAUCCGCAAACCCAAGCGCUGUUCAUCCAGCGGUCGUGUUUUAAGGAUGACGAAAAUGAACCACCUACCGAGGGCGAGGAGGAGAAGGAUGCCGUGUCCUAUUACAUCAGCAAUGAUGUCCACUUCACCAAUCAAAGGAUGGCAUCGUUGGUAUGCGUUAAGCGUAGCGCCGUGAUCGAAGCGGACAAAUCGAUCCUGUCGCAAAUUCGAUUGAUUAAUUUUUCCGAAGGAUCUCCGUACGAAACGCUUCACUCAUACAUCAGCAAAACCCUAGCGCCGUUCUUCAAAAGCUACGUCAAGGAAUCUGGUCGAGCGGAUCGCGACGGCGAUAAGAUGGCUCCCUCGGUGGAGAAAAAACUAACUGAGCUCGAGAUGGGAUUGUUGCAUCUGCAACAAAAUAUUGACAUUCCGGAAGUUACGCUGAAUAUCAACGGCACCGUUGCGCAAGUUGUUAAAAAAUGCGCUGAUGAAGGUCGCAAAGCAAAAAUAACUGAUUUUGGUGAUAAGGUCGAAGAUUCCACUUUUCUGAACACAUUACAAAACGGAGUAAAUCGUUGGAUCAAGGAGAUUCAGAAGGUAACGAAGUUGGAUCGUGAUCCUUCUUCUGGAACUGCGCUACAGGAAAUCUCGUUCUGGUUAAACUUGGAACGUGCCUUGCAUCGCAUCCAGGAGAAACGUGAAUCUCCGGAAGUGGCUCUGACACUAAACAUUUUAAAACAUGGUAAACGAUUUCACGCAACUGUUUCAUUUGAUACCGAUACCGGACUGAAGCAAACCCUGGCAAUGGUAGCUGAUUAUAACCCGCUGAUGAAGGAUUUUCCGAUUAAUGAUUUACUAUCAGCUACCGAGCUGGAUAAAAUACGUCAAGCGGUGCAAUCCAUAUUCAAUCAUCUUCGCAAGAUACGUAGCACAAAGUAUCCGAUUCAACGUUGUCUACGACUGAUCGAGGCGAUUUCCAGAGACCUCAGUCAGCAGCUGUUGAACGUUCUCGGAACUCGUCGUUUGAUGCAUAUCCCCUUUGAUGAAUUUGAACGUGUAAUGAAUCAAUGCUUUGAGGUUUUCAGCUGUUGGGAUGAUGAGUAUGAUAAACUGCAGGGAAUUUUGAGAGAUAUUGUAAAAAAGAAACGAGACGAACAUAUUAAGAUGGUUUGGCGCAUAGCUCCGGCACACAAGAAGUUGCAGCAGCGUAUGGAGCACAUGCGCAAAUUUCGUCGUCAACACGAGCAAUUACGGACUGUGAUUGUUCGUGUUCUGCGUCCUGCUCGCCAGCCUUCCGGUAUUGCUGGCAGUGGAGAUGCCGGAAGUGUCGACGCUAAGCAACCAUACAGCCUGGAUAGCGCCGAUGCAAAUGCCAAUGAAGAAGUUAACCUAGCUUAUGAGAAUGUUAAGGAGAUCGAAUGUUUGGAUAUCUCCAAGGAAGGAUCGGAAGCUUGGGAUGCGGCGAUCAAGCGCUACGAGGAAAGAAUCGAUCGUGUGGAAACACGUAUUACAGCUCACCUGCGUGAUCAGCUCGGAACGGCGAAGAAUGCCAACGAGAUGUUCCGUAUAUUUUCGCGCUUCAAUGCACUUUUUGUUCGGCCUCAUAUCCGCGGGGCUAUACGGGAGUAUCAAACGCAGCUGAUCCAACGCGUAAAGGACGACAUCGAAGCUUUGCAUGAGAAGUUUAAGGUUCAAUAUCCUCAGAGCAAGAGCUGCCGAUUGUCGGUUGUUCGAGACCUCCCUCCAGUCGCCGGAUCCAUAAUAUGGGCUCGUCAAAUUGAUAAUCAACUGACAAUGUAUCUGAAACGCGUCGAAGACGUUCUCGGCAAAGGGUGGGAAUCGCACAUUGACGGACAGAAAUUGAAAGCCGACGGUGACAGCUUCCGGGCCAAACUAUCUACGGCUGAGGUGUUCCAGGAAUGGGCUCGGAAAGUACAGGAACGUAACACCGGAAUAACUGGUCGAAUUUUCCUAAUCGAAUCCACUCGUUCUCGCACCGGACGUGGCAACACGCUGAGAUUGAGAGUGAAUUUUUUGCCGGAGAUCAUUACCCUCUACAAGGAAGUUCGUAACUUGAAAAGUUUGGGAUUUCGCGUUCCGUUGGCUAUUGUUAAUAAGGCACAUCAGGCGAACCAGCUGUACCCGUUUGCUAUUUCCUUGAUCGAAAGCGUCCGAACCUAUGAGCGCACCCUGGAGAAGCUAACAAAUAGGAGUUUAGCACAAAAUUCAGUAUUCAAGAUCGAGGACCGUGCCAGCAUUAUCCCGCUGGUCGCUGGGCUACGCAAGGAAGUGCUUGCUCUGAUCUCCGAAGGUAUUGCCCUAGUCUGGGAAAGUUACAAGCUCGAUCCUUACGUUCAACGGCUAUCGGAGAAUGUUACCUCCUUCCAGGAGAAAGUGGAGGAUUUGCUCGUCGUGGAAGAACAACUGGAUGUGGACGUUCGGUCGCUGGAGACGUGCCCGUACAGUGCGGCCACUUUCGCUGAUAUUCUGUCCAAGAUUCAGCACGCAGUGGAUGACCUCUCGCUGAAGCAGUACUCUAAUCUGCACGUUUGGGUUGCCCGGCUGGAUGAGGAAGUUGAAAAGAAGUUGGCUGCUCGACUGCAGGCGGGUAUUCAAGCUUGGACAGACGCAUUGACCGGAAACAAAAAGGAACUCGAUUUGUCCAUGGAUACGGAUGCCCCCGCUCAGCCAACUAUCAAACCCGGAGGUGAUCCGCACAUUCAGAAAGCGAUUCAUGAGAUCCGUAUUACCAAUCAGCAGAUGUAUCUGUAUCCUUCCAUUGAGGAAGCUCGCUUCCAAAUUAUGCAACAAUUGUUUGCGUGGGAGGCUAUUGUGACAUCGCAGACUCGUCUGCAGAGCUCUCGCUAUCAGGUUGGACUCGAUAAGCCCGUGUCACAAACGUACAGAAAUCUGCUGACAAAGUUGCCGGGUGGAUCUGACCCGUUGGAAGGUGCGUAUGGAGCAAUUGAAAAUCAGAUUUCAGAAGUGCGCAACUAUGUGGAUGAGUGGCUUCGCUAUCAGAGCUUGUGGGAUUUGCAAGCGGACACGUUGUACGGUCGUUUGGGUGAGGAUAUUAAUUUGUGGAUAAAAUGUUUGAAUGACAUCAAGAAAUCACGAACCACGUUCGACACAUCGGAUACACGCCGUGCAUACGGUCCAAUUGUCAUCGAUUACGCUAAGGUUCAGGCCAAGGUUACACUCAAGUACGAUUCGUGGCACAAGGAAGCUCUAAGCAAAUUUGGACAGCUGUUGGGUAACGAAAUGACAACCUUUCACACCAAGGUGUCGAAGAGUCGUAGCGAUCUGGAGCAACAGAGUAUUGAAGCUGCCAGCACUUCUGAUGCCGUUUGUUUCAUUACCUAUGUACAAUCUCUAAAGAAAGAAAUGCUCGUAUGGGAUAAACAGGUCGAAGUCUACCGCGAGGCACAGAGAAUUUUGGAACGGCAACGAUUCCAGUUCCCGAACAGUUGGCUACAUGUAGAUAACAUCGAAGGUGAAUGGUCCGCUUUCAACGAGAUUAUGAAGCGCAAGGAUUCUGCUAUUCAGACACAAGUUGCCAGUCUACAGACUAAGAUUGUUGCCGAGGACAAAGCUGUGGAAUCGAGAACGUUGGACUUCUUGAAUGAUUGGGAAAAGAAUAAGCCAACUGGUGGACGUACUCGUCCAGAUGAUGCUUUGCAACAGUUGCACAUCUUCGAGACGAAAUUUUCCCGACUGAAGGAAGAGCGUGACAAUGUGGCUAAAGCCAAAGAAGCUCUCGAGUUACAAGAGUCGGCAAUUCCGAACAAUAGUACCGAGCGAAUGUCGGUCGUUCUCGAGGAGUUGCAAGAUCUUCGCGGAGUUUGGAGUGAACUUUCCAAAAUUUGGACCCAAAUUGAUGAAACUCGUGAGAAGCCGUGGCUUUCCGUACAACCGAGAAAGCUUCGCCAAUCACUGGAGGCGAUGAUGAACCAGUUGAAGGAAUUGCCCGCUCGUUUGAGAAUGUACGAAAGUUAUGAGUAUGUUAAAAAGCUAUUGCAAAGUUACAUAAAGGUAAACAUGAUGAUCGUUGAGCUAAAAUCCGAUGCCUUGAAGGAACGUCACUGGAAGCAGCUUACCAAACAACUACGCGUUAGCUGGGUGUUGUCUGAUUUGACUCUGGGUCAAGUCUGGGAUGUCAAUCUGCUGAAAAAUGAAUCGAUCGUGAAGGAUAUCAUUUUGGUAGCUCAGGGCGAGAUGGCCCUGGAGGAAUUCUUGAAGCAGGUUCGCGAAAGUUGGCAAAACUACGAACUAGACCUCAUCAACUAUCAAAACAAAUGCAGAAUCAUACGCGGUUGGGAUGACCUAUUCAACAAAGUCAAAGAGCACAUUAACUCCGUUGCAGCUAUGAAAUUGUCCCCGUACUACAAAGUGUUCGAGGAAGAAGCUCUAACCUGGGAAGAGAAACUAAACCGUAUUAAUUCACUGUUCGACGUAUGGAUCGAUGUCCAGCGCCGUUGGGUCUACUUGGAGGGUAUCUUUUCGGGAAGUGCCGACAUUAAGACAUUGCUUCCAGUGGAGACCUCGCGUUUCCAGAGCAUCAGUUCGGAGUUCCUUGGGCUGAUGAAGAAGGUAGCCAAAUCGCCGAAGGUGAUUGAUGUGCUCAACAUUCCCGCUGUUCAGCGAUCCCUAGAAAGAUUGGCUGAUUUAUUGGGAAAGAUUCAGAAAGCCCUAGGAGAGUACUUGGAGCGGGAGAGAACAUCAUUCCCCCGGUUCUAUUUUGUUGGUGAUGAAGAUUUGCUCGAAAUUAUUGGUAACAGCAAAAAUGUAGCUCGUUUGCAGAAGCAUUUCAAAAAGAUGUUUGCCGGAGUUGCUUCCAUAUUGUUGAAUGAGGACAACACAGUCAUCCUGGGAAUUGCUUCGCGUGAAGGGGAGGAGGUAAAAUUCACAAAGCCUGUCUCAACGAUAGAUCAUCCGAAGAUCAACGAAUGGCUGACUUUAGUUGAGAAGGAAAUGAGAUUUACGUUGGCAUCUUACUUGGCUCAAGCUGUGCAGGACAUCAAGCAGUUUAAAGAUGAAAUUGACACUCAAAAAUAUAUGGAAUGGUGUGACAAGUACCAAGCUCAGAUUGUGGUUUUGGCAGCUCAAAUCCUCUGGUCAGAGGACGUGGAAGCAGCUUUACAACAAGCUUCGGAUAGUCCAAGUAACAAAUCUCCCUUGAACCGUGUUUUAACUACAGUUGAAACUACACUGAACGUGCUAGCUGAUUCCGUUUUACAAGAACAGCCUCCUUUGCGACGCAAGAAGCUCGAACAUCUGAUCAACGAGUUCGUCCACAAGCGUACCGUGACUCGCCGUUUAAUAGCUCACGGUGUCAACAACCCAAAAUCUUUCCAUUGGCUAUGUGAAAUGCGAUUCUACUUCGAUCCGCGUCAAACUGAAGUCCUCCAGCAGCUCACAAUCCAUAUGGCGAAUGCACGUUUCUAUUAUGGUUUCGAGUAUCUCGGAGUUCAAGAUCGUCUCGUACAGACACCACUAACCGAUCGCUGUUACUUGACGAUGACCCAAGCGCUGGAAUCACGACUCGGUGGAUCACCGUUCGGGCCGGCCGGUACUGGUAAGACCGAAUCGGUGAAGGCACUUGGUAAUCAACUGGGUCGUUUCGUGCUCGUAUUCAACUGUGACGAAACAUUCGACUUCCAGGCGAUGGGACGUAUCUUUGUUGGUUUGUGUCAAGUCGGUGCGUGGGGUUGCUUCGAUGAGUUCAACCGAUUGGAAGAGCGAAUGCUUUCGGCCGUAUCGCAACAAAUACAGACCAUCCAGGAGGCACUCAAGUCCCUACAGGAUAGUUUGAAGGAUGCACAAACUAUCACCGUCGAGUUGGUAGGCAAACAGGUUCGUGUUUCAACCGACAUGGCUAUCUUCAUUACGAUGAAUCCUGGCUACGCUGGCCGUUCCAAUUUACCGGAUAAUUUGAAAAAGCUAUUCCGAUCACUGGCUAUGACAACUCCCGAUCGCCAAUUGAUCGCAGAGGUCAUGUUGUUCAGUCAGGGCUUCCGCACCGCAGAGAAAUUGGCCUGCAAAAUUGUUCCUUUUUUCAAACUAUGCGACGAACAGCUCUCCAAUCAAUCGCACUACGAUUUCGGUCUUCGUGCACUGAAGUCCGUACUAGUUUCGGCAGGUAACGUGAAACGUGACCGUAUUAUGAGAAUCAAAGAGAUGAAGAAGCAUAGCGGCGAGGAAAAUAUCGACGAAGCGUCGAUUGCCGAAAACCUACCGGAACAGGAGAUUUUGAUUCAAUCCGUCUGUGAAACCAUGGUACCGAAGCUGGUGGCGGAAGACAUUCCGCUUCUCUUCUCACUGCUAAGUGAUGUCUUCCCGAACGUUGGAUAUACCCGGGCAGAAAUGAAGGGACUGAAGGAUGAAAUCCGAAAGGUGUGCACUGAAGAGUAUCUGGUGUGCGGCGAAGGUGACGAACAGGGUGGUGCGUGGAUGGAAAAGGGAUUCGGAGAAACUUGGGUCGACAAAGUUCUCCAACUGUAUCAAAUUUCCAACCUCAACCACGGUCUUAUGAUGGUGGGUCCAUCUGGUUCCGGCAAAUCGACAGCUUGGCACGUACUGCUGAAAGCCUUGGAACGUUUCGAAGGUACCGAAGGCGUUGCCCAUGUUAUCGAUCCGAAAGCAAUCUCGAAAGAAGCACUGUACGGCGUGUUGGACCCGAACACUCGCGAAUGGACCGACGGUUUGUUCACGCACAUCCUGCGUAAGAUUAUCGACAAUGUUCGAGGUGAGAUUAAUAAGCGACAAUGGAUUAUCUUCGACGGUGACGUCGAUCCGGAGUGGGUUGAAAAUCUAAACUCGGUGUUGGACGAUAAUAAACUACUCACGCUUCCCAACGGUGAACGAUUGUCGCUGCCACCGAAUGUAAGAAUUAUGUUUGAAGUUCAGGACUUGAAAUAUGCCACAUUGGCUACGGUAUCGCGUUGCGGAAUGGUUUGGUUCUCGGAAGAUGUCCUUUCGACUGAAAUGAUUUUCGAAAACUACAUGGCUCGAUUGAGGAACAUUCCGCUUGAAGAUGGCGAAGAGGAAAGUUUCUCCCAGACGAAGGCAAACGAUAAAGAUGACGAGCUAACACCAGCUUUGCAAACGCAAAGAGAAAUCGCCACAAUGUUACAGCCAUACUUCAAUUCAGAUGGUCUCGUCGUUCGCUGUUUGGAAUAUGCAAUGUCUCAAGAACACAUCAUGGACUUCACUCGUCUACGCGCUCUCAGUUCACUAUUUUCUAUGUUAAAUCAAGGUGCUCGAAAUGUAUUAAACUUCAACCAACAACAUCCAGAUUUCCCGGUUCCACCAGAACAACUUGAACAGUAUAUACCAAAAUUACUCAUCUACUCACUGCUAUGGUCGUUUGCUGGUGAUGCAAAACUUAAGGUUCGCUCUGAUCUGGGUGACUUCUUGCGCAGUGUUACAACAGUUGCUCUACCAGCUCAAUCGGGCAAUCCGAUCAUAGACUACGAGGUUAACAUUCAAGGCGAUUGGGCACCAUGGUCCAACAAAGUACCAGUGAUUGAAGUUGAAACUCACAAGGUCGCCGCUCCGGAUGUCGUUGUACCCACGUUGGACACCGUACGCCACGAAUCGUUGCUAUACACAUGGUUGGCUGAACACAAGCCGCUGGUUCUUUGCGGUCCGCCAGGUUCCGGUAAAACUAUGACUCUUUUCUCGGCUCUCAGAGCACUUCCAGACAUGGAAGUGGUUGGUUUGAACUUUUCAUCCGCUACCACUCCGGAACUGCUCCUGAAAACAUUCGAUCACUACUGCGAAUAUCGCAAAACACCGAACGGAGUUAUUCUAGCGCCAGUUCAACUUGGCAAGUGGCUCGUCCUAUUCUGCGACGAAAUUAAUUUGCCUGAUAUGGAUUGCUAUGGAACACAACGCGUCAUCUCGUUCCUCCGGCAGCUAGUGGAGCACAGAGGAUUCUACCGUGCAGGAGACCAGUCCUGGGUAACUUUAGAACGUAUCCAAUUCGUUGGAGCUUGUAAUCCUCCAACAGAUCCCGGUAGAAAACCUCUAUCGCAUCGUUUUCUGCGGCACGUGCCUAUAAUCUACGUAGAUUAUCCGGGAGAAACUUCUCUUAAACAAAUCUACGGUACAUUCAGCCGUGCAAUGUUGCGCCUAAUGCCGAACCUUCGUGGCUACGCGGAACCACUGACAAACGCAAUGGUGGAGUUCUAUUUAUGUUCACAGGAUCGCUUCACUCAGGACAUGCAACCGCACUACGUUUAUUCACCACGUGAAAUGACACGUUGGGUGCGUGGUAUCUGCGAAGCAAUUCGACCACUGGACAAUCUUCCCGUGGAAGGACUAGUUCGAUUGUGGGCCCACGAAGCACUACGUUUGUUCCAAGAUCGUUUAGUAGAAGAAUCUGAACGUCGGUGGACUAAUGAAAAUAUUGACCUUGUGGCAAUGAAGCACUUCCCAAGCGUCGAUCGCGAGAAAGCGCUGGAGCGCCCCAUUCUGUACAGUAAUUGGUUGUCGAAGGACUACACCCCAGUUAACCGAACGGAGUUGCGAGAUUACGUUAAGGCACGUCUCAAGGUAUUCUACGAGGAAGAAUUGGAUGUACCGCUGGUGCUGUUCGAUGAAGUGCUGGAACACGUUUUGAGAAUUGAUCGUAUCUUCCGCCAGCCUCAAGGGCAUCUACUGCUGAUCGGUGUUUCAGGAGCUGGCAAAACAACGUUGUCCCGCUUUGUAGCUUGGAUGAAUGGAUUGUCGAUUUUCCAGAUCAAAGUCCAUAACAAAUACACCAGCGAGGACUUUGAUGAAGAUUUGCGUUGUGUGCUGAGACGUUCCGGUUGCAAAGACGAAAAGAUUGCUUUCAUACUGGAUGAAUCCAAUGUGUUAGAUUCCGGUUUCUUAGAGCGAAUGAACACACUUCUGGCAAACGGUGAAGUGCCCGGUUUGUUCGAAGGUGAUGAAUAUACAACGUUGAUGACACAGUGUAAAGAAGGUGCCCAACGAGAAGGUCUCAUGCUAGAUUCUAGCGACGAAUUGUACAAGUGGUUCACGCAGCAGGUCAUGCGCAAUUUACACGUAGUAUUCACGAUGAACCCUUCUACCGACGGUCUGAAAGAUCGUGCCGCGACAUCUCCUGCACUGUUCAAUCGCUGCGUGCUCAAUUGGUUCGGUGACUGGUCGGAUUCGGCGCUGUUCCAGGUUGGUAAGGAAUUCACCAUUCGAGUUGAUCUGGACAAACCCACCUGGACCGCAUCGGACUUCUUCCCAGCGGCUUGUCCGUUAAUUAGCAACACUCCAUCGCACCGUGAAGCCGUUAUAAAUGCCUGUGUGUACGUUCAUCAGACCCUGCACAAAGCCAACGCACGCCUUGCGAAGCGAGGUGGACGUACAAUGGCCAUCACCCCGCGGCACUAUCUGGACUUUAUUCACCACUUUGUGAAGCUGUACUCGGAGAAACGAAGCGAUCUGGAAGAGCAGCAGCUUCAUUUGAACGUUGGCCUGAACAAGAUUGCUGAAACUGUGGAACAGGUGGAAGAAAUGCAAAAGUCUUUGGCCGUCAAGUCCCAGGAGCUGCAGGCAAAGAACGAAGCUGCUAAUGCUAAACUGAAACAGAUGUUCAAGGAUCAGCAGGAAGCGGAAAAGAAGAAGGUACAAUCGCAGGAAAUUCAGCAGCAGCUGGCCGAGCAAACGAUUAAAAUCGAAGAAAAGCGUAAGGAUGUCAUGGCAGAUUUGGCUCAAGUUGAGCCGGCAGUUAUCGAUGCUCAAGCCGCGGUAAAAUCGAUCAAGAAGCAACACCUAGUGGAGGUCCGUUCCAUGGCCAAUCCACCGGCUGUCGUUAAGCUGGCCCUGGAAUCCAUCUGUUUGCUGCUGGGGGAGAACGCCUCCGACUGGAAGUCGAUCCGCGCCGUGAUUAUGCGGGAGAAUUUUAUCAAUUCUAUUGUGUCUAAUUUCAGUACCGAAGACAUAACCGACGAUGUUCGCGAAAAGAUGAAAUCCAGAUAUCUCAGCAAUCCGGACUACAACUUUGAGAAGGUCAACCGCGCCUCAAUGGCGUGCGGUCCCAUGGUCAAAUGGGCUAUCGCCCAGGUCGAGUAUGCCGACAUGUUGAAACGCGUAGAACCACUCCGUGAUGAGUUGGGAUCCCUGGAACAUCGAGCUGAGACCAACAUUAAACACGGUCAGGAAGUGAAAGAACUAAUUGCUCAACUCGAACAAAGUAUUGCCUCCUACAAGGAGGAAUACGCGCAGCUAAUCUCGCAAGCUCAGGCCAUCAAAACCGAUCUGGAGAACGUACAGGCCAAAGUUGACAGGUCGAUCGCACUGUUGAAGAGUUUGGUGAUCGAACGAGAACGUUGGGAGGCGACCAGCGAGACUUUCCGCUCACAGAUGUCUACCAUCAUCGGUGAUGUACUGCUGUCGGCUGCCUUUAUCGCUUAUGGUGGAUACUUCGAUCAGCACUACCGAAGCAAUCUGUUCGCGACUUGGUGCCAACACUUGCAAGCUGCCAAUAUCCAGUUCCGAGCCGACAUUGCUAGAACGGAGUACUUGUCCAAUCCGGAUGAGCGACUUCGCUGGCAGGCAAAUGCUCUACCGACUGACGAUCUUUGCACUGAAAACGCUAUCAUGUUGAAACGCUUCAACCGAUAUCCGCUGAUAAUCGAUCCAUCUGGACAGGCUACUGAAUUCAUUUUGAACGAGUUCAAAGACAAGAAAAUCACCAAAACAAGCUUUCUGGACGAUUCAUUCCGUAAGAACCUGGAAUCCGCUUUGCGCUUUGGUAAUCCGCUGUUGGUCCAGGAUGUUGAAAAUUAUGAUCCCAUUCUCAACCCGGUGCUAAAUCGUGAGCUGCGUCGAACAGGAGGGCGAGUUCUAAUUACACUCGGUGACCAGGAUAUCGAUUUGUCACCUUCGUUUGUAAUAUUCCUAUCUACGCGUGAUCCGACGGUUGAGUUCCCGCCGGACAUUUGCUCUCGAGUUACGUUUGUGAAUUUCACUGUCACCAGAAGCUCACUGCAGUCUCAAUGUUUGAAUCAAGUACUAAAGGCAGAAAGACCGGAUAUUGAUGAGAAACGAUCGGAUCUGUUGAAACUACAAGGUGAAUUCCACUUGCGUCUUCGGCAACUAGAGAAGAGUCUUUUGCAGGCACUCAAUGACGCAAAGGGUAAGAUUUUGGACGAUGAUUCCGUUAUUACAACUUUGGAAACGUUAAAGAAGGAAGCGGCUGACAUCGGCCAGAAGGUCGAAGAAACCGACAAAGUUAUUGCUGAGAUUGAAACUGUUUCGCAACAGUAUCUAUCACUUUCGCAAGCCUGUAGUAACAUUUACUUCACUAUGGAUAGUUUGAACCAGGUUCACUUCCUUUAUCAAUACUCGUUGAAAAUGUUCCUGAACAUUUUCAGCACCGUACUACAUAACAAUCCGCGACUAGAGGGUAAAACUGAUCACACAGGACGGUUAUCCAUCAUCACAUCUGAUUUGUAUCGCGUAUGCUACGAACGAGUUGCACGUGGUAUGCUUCAUGCCGACCGGCUUACAUUCGCUAUUCUGCUCUGCCGUAUUCAUUUGAAAGGAACAAGUGAGGCGAAUUUGGAUCAAGAAUUUAGUUUCUUCCUGCGCAAUAAGGAAGGCUUGGUCUCCUCUCCCCAUCACAUCGAUGGCGUAAGUGCUGAGCAAUUGGAGUCAGUGACGCGUUUAGCAAAUCGUCUGCCAAUGUUCCGGAAAUUGUUUGAAAAGAUUCAAUCCAUGCCGGAAUUAUCGGCAUGGUUGCAGCAAGGAUCGCCGGAACAAAACGUCCCAGUACUGUGGGAUGAAUCAAAAGCUCUCUCAGCGAUCUCAGCUGCUAUGCAUCAAUUAUUGCUGAUUCAAGCUUUCAGACCAGAUCGCGUGAUUGCUGCAGCUCACCUGUUUGUUGCAACAGUGCUUGGAGAAGACUUCAUGCCCCAAGCUGAAAAGGAACUUGAUUUCGGAACUUGCGUUGAAAAAGAACUUACCAGCAAUACACCGGCAUUACUGUGCUCUGUUACUGGAUACGAUGCAUCGUCGCGUGUGGAUGAUUUGGCUGCUGAGCUCAACAAGCAGAUCACAAGUAUUGCUAUCGGAUCCGCAGAAGGAUUCAAUCAAGCCGAACGCGUCAUUAACAUGGCUUGCAAAUCUGGACGAUGGGUUCUUCUCAAAAACGUUCAUCUUGCUCCACAAUGGCUUGUUCAGUUGGAAAAGAAGUUACACUCUCUACAACCGCACUCCGGAUUCCGACUGUUCCUCACUAUGGAAAUCAAUCCAAAAGUCCCGGUCAACCUUCUACGUGCCGGUCGUAUCUUUGUUUACGAACCUCCACCUGGCAUUCGAGCCAAUCUUCUACGCACAUUCUCUACGGUUCCCGCCGCUCGCAUGAUGAAACAACCAAGUGAGCGUGCCCGUCUCUACUUCCUGCUUUCUUGGUUCCACGCUAUUGUACAAGAACGCUUGCGCUACGUACCGCUUGGUUGGGCUAAAAAAUAUGAAUUCAAUGAGUCCGAUUUGCGAGUUGCCUGCGACACGUUGGACACCUGGAUCGACGCUACUGCAAUGGGUCGCACAAACCUUCCUCCGGAAAAGGUCCCCUGGGACGCUCUGGUAACACUGCUUUCUCAGAGUAUCUACGGUGGAAAAAUCGAUAAUGACUUUGAUCAGCGCUUGCUUUCAUCUUUCCUGUCAAAGUUGUUUACAGCUCAUAGUUUCGAGGCCGAAUUCGCACUAGUAGCCAAUGUGGAUGGUGUUGCAGGUGGACCAAAUGGCCAACGACAUAUAACAAUGCCGGAUGGAACCCGUCGGGACCAUUUCCUGAAGUGGAUCGAAUCGUUAGCCGAUCGCCAAACACCGUCAUGGUUGGGAUUACCCAACAAUGCUGAAAAAGUACUAUUAACCACUCGUGGAACAGAUUUGAUCAGCAAGCUGCUCAAGAUGCAACAACUUGAAGAUGAUGAUGAGCUAGCCUACAGUAACGAUGAGAGUCUAGCUACAGUACAAACUCGCCAAGAAGACGGACGUCCGUCAUGGAUGAAGACACUGCACAACAGUGCUUUGACAUGGUUGGAGCUGCUACCAAAGCAGCUAGCCACUUUGAAACGGACAGUUGAAAACAUUAAAGAUCCAUUGUAUCGUUACUUCGAACGUGAAGUUUCUUCCGGUGCGAAAUUACUGCAAACAGUAGUCAGCGAUCUCCAGGAUGUAGUUUACAUUUGUCAAGGAGAAAAGAAACAAACCAACUAUCAUCGUACUAUGCUCAGCGAACUCGUUCGAGGUAUUCUUCCAGCUGGUUGGAGACGAUACACAGUACCAGCGGGCUGUACUGUCAUCCAGUGGGUUACCGAUUUCAGUCAUCGAGUUCAACAACUACAGAAAGUAUCAACUUUAGUUUCACAGGCCGGAGCGAAGGAGCUACAGAGUUUCCCCGUCUGGUUGGGCGGUUUGUUCAAUCCAGAGGCAUACAUUACUGCCACUCGUCAGUGCGUGGCACAAGCUAAUAGCUGGUCACUGGAGGAACUUACACUGAACGUCACUAUUACCGAGAAUGGAUCCGAUGGGUUUGACAACCUCAAGGAUAGCAGCUUUGGUAUAUCGGGCUUAAAAUUACAGGGAGCACAAUGCAAGAACAACCAACUUCUAUUGACGUCAGCCAUUAUGACGGAACUCCCGUUGACGCUUCUCAAAUGGACGAGAAUCGAUUCGGAAGGCGCACGUGCAGCCAAGUUGACACUUCCAGUAUAUUUGAACUCAACCAGGACAGAAUUACUCUUUACCGUCGAUAUGACGGUUGCUCCCGGGCAAGACCCGCACAGCUUCUACGAAAGGGGCGUAGCAGUGUUAUCCUCUACUGCUUUGAACUAAAAUUCAAUAACAUACCAGUCGCAUAUUUAAUAUUCUUCAUUCACAAUAUUCAAUGGUUCAAAAAUUAAUGGAAAAUAAUAUACCAACAACUACAAUUAUUAUAUAAUACAAUAAACGUAUAACGUACUCAACAUACAACUAUAUUUUGG